AUGAGUUAUUGCCGUUGCAUCAUUUCUUUGCUGCGGGAGCUCAAGCAUCCAAAUGUCAUUUCUCUGCAAAAGGUGUUUCUUUCUCAUGCUGACAGGAAAGUGUGGCUUCUCUUUGACUACGCUGAGCAUGACCUCUGGCAUAUAAUCAAGUUUCACAGGGCUUCUAAAGCAAACAAGAAACCAGUUCAGUUACCUCGGGGAAUGGUGAAGUCACUGUUGUAUCAGAUCCUAGAUGGUAUUCACUACCUGCACGCUAACUGGGUGUUACACAGGGAUUUGAAACCUGCUAAUAUUUUAGUUAUGGGUGAAGGUCCUGAGCGAGGAAGAGUAAAAAUUGCUGACAUGGGCUUUGCCCGAUUAUUUAAUUCACCUCUGAAGCCUUUAGCAGACUUGGAUCCAGUAGUUGUAACAUUCUGGUAUCGAGCUCCAGAGUUGCUUCUUGGAGCAAGGCAUUAUACCAAAGCUAUUGAUAUUUGGGCCAUAGGGUGUAUAUUUGCAGAGCUGCUAACAUCAGAGCCAAUAUUCCAUUGUCGACAAGAAGAUAUCAAAACUAGUAAUCCUUAUCACCAUGACCAGCUGGACAGAAUAUUCAAUGUAAUGGGAUUUCCUGCAGAUAAAGAUUGGGAAGACAUAAAAAAGAUGCCUGAACAUUCAACUUUAAUGAAAGAUUUCCGGAGAAACACGUAUACCAACUGCAGCCUUAUCAAAUAUAUGGAGAAACACAAAGUUAAACCAGAUAGCAAGGCAUUCCACUUGCUUCAGAAAUUGCUCACUAUGGAUCCAAUAAAGAGAAUUACCUCAGAACAGGCUAUGCAGGAUCCCUAUUUCUUAGAAGAUCCUCUUCCCACAUCUGAUGUUUUUGCAGGUUGUCAAAUCCCUUACCCAAAACGAGAAUUUUUAACAGAAGAAGAACCAGAUGAUAAAGGAGACAAAAACCAGCAGCAGCAGCAGGGCAAUAACCAUACUAACGGGACUGGUCAUCCAGGGAACCAGGACAACAGUCACACGCAGGGACCCCCACUGAAAAAAGUGAGAGUUGUUCCUCCUACCACUACCUCAGGUGGACUUAUUAUGACCUCAGACUAUCAGCGUUCCAACCCCCAUGCUGCUUACCCCAACCCCGGACCAAGCACAUCACAGCCACAGAGCAGCAUGGGAUAUUCAACUACCUCCCAGCAGCCGCCACAGUACUCGCAUCAGACACAUCGGUACUGAGCUGCACCCCAAUAACGUCAAUGCACUGUUGCUAAUGCUGCAGGACCGGCCACGCAGCUGCCUGCCUGGAACCCGGCUUGGGCCACGAGAAUGUACUGUACAACCACACCUCCAACCUGUUUGAUCGCCACGAUCCACCCCUUUCCACAGCGCUGAGUAGUGGCUCCCAAAUCUUACCUGUUUUUGGGGUUAGACUUGAAAAGAAAGUGCUAGCACAGUUUGUGUUGUGGAUAUGCUACUUCCAUAGUUUACUUGACAUGGUUCAGACUGACCGAUGCAUUUUUUUUAUUUUUUUUUUUUUUUCAGUGACAGUCUGUAGCAGUUGAAGCUGUGAAAUGUGCUAGGGGCAAGCAUUUUGUGUCGUAUGUGGUGAAUUCUCUUGAUGUAACAACUUUAUCUGACCAAUAGUACACAACAUCUUUGAACUGGUACUUGAAGCAUACAGUAUAUGUUACCAUGGCAAAAAAGCAAACUAACCAUGACUUCGAUUGAGACAGUUUUGAUAGACGUUUAUUUUUAGUGACUUUUGUCGGUUGGUUCAUUUUCCACCUAGAUCAGUCUUUUAUGACCGACACGAUUGCUAUGAUGAGAUUUUUUUUUUUUUAAGAACAUGAAAAUGUUUGCAUUUUUUUGCAGCAAUUACAAAUGUCCCAAAGAUUUAAUUUCCAACAUAAGUUUUUGGUUUUGUUUUUAAAUCUAUGACUUGACUGGUAUUAAAGCUGCUAUUUGAUAGUAAAAUAAGUAUGAUGUCAUUGAUAUAAACAUGUUUGGUUCAGCAAACAAACAAAAAUGAUUGUCAUAGACAGUGUUUUAUUUUUUCCUGUUGGUGUUAAUGAUUUGUGAGCAUGCUUUGGGAUUAAAAAAGCAUGAAUGAUAUUUCCUAAAAAGGUGCGGCAUCCGUUCAGAUAUUUCGUCAUAAUUUUAGAGAACCAGCUUGGUGUAGUGGAUUUUAAACUUGGUUCAGUUAAUUUUUUUUUUUAAAUGUUCGCACGUUGUUUAGGGGUGCCAUUCCUACAGCAGAGGAUCAAGGUGUUAGGAGAGCCUUAGAAUUUAUGAGGAAAAACUUACAUACAAUGUACUGUAUCAAACUAUUUUACAUGAAUGACACAAGUAUUCUGAAUAAAAAAAAAAAUCAAACAUUGUUAAAACAAGGUGUUAUGUAAUAAAUUUAUUUUUCAUAAAUCUGCA
Mesitornis unicolor (brown roatelo) is the source of this 2403-nucleotide messenger RNA. It is a transcript of the gene CDK8, whose product is annotated as cyclin-dependent kinase 8. Gene Ontology annotation, biological process: protein phosphorylation. Bases 1 to 1215 code for a protein of 404 amino acids. Gene Ontology annotation, molecular function: ATP binding; RNA polymerase II CTD heptapeptide repeat kinase activity; cyclin-dependent protein serine/threonine kinase activity. Gene Ontology annotation, cellular component: mediator complex; nucleus. The transcript is spliced from 12 exons. The record is from RefSeq and is a predicted model, not a curated record. NCBI's taxonomy places the organism in Eukaryota, Metazoa, Chordata, Aves, Mesitornithiformes, Mesitornithidae.